AUGGCUGAGAUGCUGGCAUAUGAACACAGAUCACGGCUCCCAAUCGUCAUCGUCCGCCCAACUUCCACAACAAGCACGUUGAUGGAGCCUUUUCCUGGAUGGAAAGAAGGAAUCAAAACAAUUGACGUAUGGGUUACUAACUAUGGUAAGGGGCAUCUAAAGUUUCUUCCUGGAGAUGUCACAACUAUCAUGGACAUAGUACCUGCAGACAUUGUGAUCAAUGCGAUGCUUUGUAUCAUCAGUUGCCACCCUCAAGGACCAUUAGACUUGAUCUACCAUAUUGGUUCUUCCAUGCGCAACCCUCUCAAGAUUGGCGAUCUGGUACAUGCAAUGUUCAGAUACUUCUUGGAGAGACCAUUUGUUAGUGCAGAGGGAGAGGUAAUCAAGGUGAAACAGCUGGUUGUGCCAGCAACAAUGGACAGCUUCUAUGAGCACAUGAACAUAUACUACAAAAUGCCUUUGGAGAUGCAGGAUAUGGUACGCCGCGGAUUAUCUACCGCUGAGGAGCAAGACAGAUACAACCAUCUCAAGAGAGAGUACAAUUUCACAGUGGCUGUUGCAGAAGUGUUCGAAUCAGGCACAUUCUUCAAGAGGAGGUUUGAUGACUCCAACAUAGUACAGAGGCUUAUCACGUUUUUGAACGAAAGAGACAGAGAACUGAUACUGUGA
Molecule: messenger RNA, 669 nt
Organism: Miscanthus lutarioriparius
Lineage: Eukaryota; Viridiplantae; Streptophyta; Magnoliopsida; Poales; Poaceae
Source: the annotation of a GenBank genome assembly